UAUGAAAUUUAUGAUUGAUAUGAUCAUCCAAUUCAAUUCUAAUUCAUAUCAAAGUUUUGAUAUUUUGUUGAUACCAGUGAAUCGGGAAGUAGUCUUUCCAUUCGGGAAACAUGUAAGAUCAAUACACGAGUCACGAUGAGUCUUUGCCAAGUUGGAAGCCCUUCAGUUUUCGGAUAUUUGCACCGGAUCAAUGAUUUGAAAUGCCAGGUCCUGUAUCACGACAUAAUCCUUAUUUGAAGUUGCCUUAUGCAUCACAUAAAGGCGUGGUUCCUCAGCAUUAGUAAGUAUGUCCGAGCCUUUUACCUUCUUCCCGGUACAGUCCCGUAUCACACCUUCCCUAUGCAUCUUACGCAUCCUUUGCAUUUUGAUAAACCUCAAACUCAACAGCUAAUUUUGUUCCCGUAAAUUUUGCUUGCAUUCGUAAUUGUUCGUCAUUGGCAAGUCAGAACAUUCUCCGUUAUCCCGUCUGAGGCUGUGAGAGGAAUGUGUCCGAUUGGGAUGUCUCUUGGAAGUAUUAUAUCAGCUAACUGUUGCAAGGGUGUCAGACGACGCCAACCCUCGGAUUUCUCUUUGGUGAAUUCAGCCCAUGUGGCAUCUUUAUUAAAUACCUAGGUAUGCUUUAAUAAAUGAUUCAAUAUAUUCACCGUGUUCGCUGUAUUCGUUGCUACGGCUGGGUCAACUCUCUCCGGUUUUACGUACCCCGCAGGGCACGCUUAAAUUUCACCACCUGCCCAAAUUCCAUCUCGUUCCUCCACAUUAAACUUCCAUGAUACAACAAGUCGAUAGGUAUCAAAUAUGCCGAAAUUCUUCAGUUCCGUGCUUCUCAUUUCCAUCGUCCUCUUCGUCGUCCACGCGGCUCCAGCAAGCGCCGCAGCAGGAGGCUUCUUAAGCCAAAGUCGCUGCGAUGGAUCUACCUUUCAAUUUUACGACAUAGUCGAACUAGGUCCUGCUCCUGAAUACAAAAUUACAGUUACACCCAAUCUCUCAGGUCUUUGUCCCGGAUCGUCCGGCCAAAUGACAAAUUCCACUUUGAAUUUGAAUAAAUGCCUCGCAAACAAUAAUGCUCAUCUCCUCGUACGUCCCUUCCUCCCUUUGAAUUUGAAUUUGAAUUUGAACUUCCUCGACUGACAUGAACGGAAUAGUGGCAGAAGAAGUACACAACCUCUCCGCUUUCCUUGAUUCCAUCUAACAUAUCUAUACAGUGGCAUGUUCCAAAGCUCCUGCGGCUGUACACUCCAAAUGCCAAAUCUAUGCUGCGGCUGCAGUAAAUCAAACGGCGAGACAGUUGAUAGCGGAAUCUGCGUCGAUCUCAGUAUGUUUGUUUCUUCCUCGUUGCACUAAUAUUCUCCUAACAUGUGCCCCAGAUCAAGGAGUCGCAGCAGCAGCUGGAAAAUUGAAUUGCGAUACUCUUCCUAGCAACAGUUAAUGGUAUGCAAAUUGUUUAGCAGGGAAAAGUUUCAUGUGGUGUUGGCAUAGCAUUUAUUUGGGCUCAUUGAUUGGGUUUAGGAACUGCUGGGUUUGGGAUUUCCUGAUUUUGAGGGGUUUUUUGGCGUAAGACUUUGGAUUGGGAAAUCUAGACAUGGCACAGCACAGUACACGCAUUAAGAUUACAUUUUUUUCAUUCCGGAAAUGAUGAGGUUUCUUUUAGUACACGCUUUGGGAGUUGCUAUUUGAAUUUUCAUAAUUUCUUAUUCAUUUAUUUAUUUACUUCUUUCAUUUGCGAUACCUACUUC
Sclerotinia trifoliorum is the source of this 1733-nucleotide messenger RNA. NCBI's taxonomy places the organism in Eukaryota, Fungi, Ascomycota, Leotiomycetes, Helotiales, Sclerotiniaceae. The record is from the annotation of a GenBank genome assembly.